AUGUCACAAGCCAGCGCCUUCCACGAACAGCUACAAGAUAUCGACCAUGCUCUUGCCGCCUACAGAAAAAACCAGCGGUUCGUGAAACCUACUGUUCAGCAAAGGCUGAAUCCAAGUCUGAGUAACUCAAGAGGUCUGAAGUUCACCUCUCAGUUCCAGCACCAGCCUCACCAGACGUUCCACCAAAUGCCCCAGAUUUCCCAAGGCUCGCAUGCUGCUCAUGUUCCUGGCCUGAUUCAGUCCUACCAGGCUCCAGUCCAGCAGUCCAUAAGUCCAUUGGUGCAACAGCCGAUCAUGUCUCCGUUCAUGAAGCCUCAAAAUGGAUCUGCAUCUGGCUCUGGUUCUAUUUCCUCAAGCUCGUCUGCCUCCACAUCUGCCUCCUCCAUAGAGGAUAUUCUGAGUCCUAGGUUUGACCCAUUCUCGGUGAAGCUUCCUCGCUCAACCGAAAUUGUCGACCUGAACCUGUCGACAGGGAAACUGGACGAGAACAAGCAGUUUGGUGCUUUCAGAAGCAACAUCUGGGGAAACGACAUGUCCGUGUGGGGCUGA
This is a messenger RNA of Kuraishia capsulata CBS 1993, 549 nucleotides long. RefSeq lists its product as uncharacterized. The transcript has 2 exons. NCBI's taxonomy places the organism in Eukaryota, Fungi, Ascomycota, Pichiomycetes, Pichiales, Pichiaceae. Bases 1 to 549 code for a protein of 182 amino acids. The record is from RefSeq and is a predicted model, not a curated record.